Molecule: messenger RNA, 1241 nt
Organism: Telopea speciosissima
Lineage: Eukaryota; Viridiplantae; Streptophyta; Magnoliopsida; Proteales; Proteaceae
Product: putative receptor-like protein kinase At3g47110
Exons: 1
Coding region: 22-1197 (391 amino acids)
Molecular function (GO): protein binding
Source: RefSeq, a predicted model, not a curated record
CAGGCCUAGUUUUUCCUUUCCAUGUCGAACCUUCUUCUUCUUCUCCUCUGUCUCUCCUCUUUCUUGCCGUCACAUCCUCAAGUCCAAGCGGCGACUCUACCUUCUGAUAUCUACGCGCUAAAAGCAUUGAAGGCCUCAAUCAAACCAAAUUCCAUCUCUCCCUGGUCAUGCCUCGGUUCCUGGAACUUCUCCUUCGAUCCUUGCUCUCUCCCUCGCCGCACCUACUUCAUCUGCGGCAUCUCCUGCAGUCCCGACUCCACCCGUGUUACCUCACUUACCCUGGACCCCGUCGGUUACUCGGGCACCCUCACCCCUCUCCUCUCCCAGCUCACCCAGCUUACCCAACUCGACCUCUCCGACAAUUCCUUCUAUGGCCCAAUCCCUUCCUCCCUUUCCUCCCUCAGUAAACUCGAGACCCUUUCCCUGAGAUCCAAUUCCUUCUCUGGCAACAUCCCUCCCUCUUUAACCAAACUCGCAUCUCUCGUGUCUCUGGACAUUUCCAGCAAUGCCCUCACGGGACCCCUCCCCGUUACCCUGAGUUCCCUCUCCAGCUUGACAACUAUGGACCUCAGCUUCAACAAGCUAACCGGUUCUCUACCCAGACUUCCCCCAAACCUGGUGGAGCUCGCUCUCAAGGCUAAUUCCUUAUCCGGGUCGCUAUCACAAUCCUUGUUCGAAGGAAUAACCCAGUUGGAGGUUGUCGAACUCGGUGCCAACAGGUUCACGGGAGCUGUACAAGCCUGGUUCUUCCUCAUACCGUCUCUGCAGCAGGUCGAUUUAGCCAACAACAGCUUCACACGAAUUGAGAUCCAGAAAUCUGGGAACGUGAAGAACAGCCAACUGGUGGCAGUUGAUUUGGGGUUCAACAGAAUCAAAGGGUACUUGCCUGUGAAUUUGGCGAGCUUCCCCCAAAUGGCGUCACUUUCACUGAGGUACAACAGGUUCCGUGGUCCAAUCCCCUGGGAGUUCUACAAGAAGGCGAGUGAUCAGAGUCUAAGAAGACUAUUCCUUGACGGGAAUUUCUUGAAUGGGAAACCUCCGGCGGGGUUCUUCUCAGGUGGGUCUGGGUCUUCGGUGGCUGGGAGCUUCGGUGAUAACUGUCUUGAGAGUUGCCCUGCUUCGUCCCAACUCUGCUCGUCUUCACAGAAACCAACCUCUGUGUGCCGACAAGCCUACGGUGGCAGUACCAGCCCUUAGUUUAGUUUUACUAUAAUAUUAGUGAAAUCAGUCCAUUUCUUAAU